UACUAGCCAAUCCCUUGGUCGCUUUCUGCUUUUCUCAGUGACGACAGAGGUCGACCUCCUAACAUAGCGCGGCACAAUUGGCCGACUUGUGCUUGCGACGACGUGACGACACUUUUGGCAGCGAAAGCUAGGGAGGGGGGAACUCGAAUGGAAGACAGCGGCGCAGCCAAAACGAGUCAGUCGAGUUUGAAAUAAAUAAAUAAAAAUAGACAGAAUAGAACUUUGGAAACAAACUUUGUAUCUUCCUGGAGGCAUAUUUCUCGUCGUAGUCAUCGAAAGGAUUACCGCUGCCGUCGCUGGAAAUAGUUCCCGGUUUGUUUAUAUUGUGGGAGGAAGCCGAGAGUGAAGGAGGCCCCGUAGGGUGCGAUUGUAAAGAAGCUGCCGCCUCGGAGUGUGAGUGAGAGAAUAUGAUACACACAUCAUAAUGACAUCAAGAUUUGGUAAAACCUACAGCCGGAAGGGUGGGAACGGCAGCUCGAAGUUUGAUGAGGUCGUCUCCAACAAAAGAGCCACCCUCAGUACCAAGUGGGGGGAGACCACCUUCAAGGCACAGGUGGGAUCAAAGAGGCCCAACUUCAAGCCAGAGGUGACUGAGGUCCCCAAAAGGGUAAAGUACACAGAGCCAGAGACGUCUGAAGAUCCAUUCGGCUUUGACAGUGAUGAGGAUUCCAAGCCUGUCACCUCCCGCAGUGUUGCACAGGCCAAGGCACCAUCCGGUAAGCAGGCUGCAGAGACUGUGACGUCUGAGAACUUUACCUCCGUCUUUGAGGCCGAUAGCAGGAUUAUCCAGCCUAUCAGCAAGGAUGCUGUUGCCACCGGUAGGAUAUCUGCCUUUGACGCAGCUGUGCACGGGAUCAAGGAGAAGAGUACAAACAAGAUUCCAGAGGAAGGAAACAGUGUCUUCAGUAGCUACACCACUGCAGAGAAGACACAACAGAAAUGGUCAAAUGAAGGCACUGAAAAGAACAGCUACUCCUGGUACAAGAAUGCAACAGAGAGCGACAAAAAGCCCAGUGCUCAAACAACAACACUGAAGACAGAGACUAAGGACUCUUUAGAUAGCUGGCAGUCGAGUGCAGGUUUCAGGUCGGACUCCCCCAACCCCGAGACCAGCAAAAGCAAAGAGUCCACAUGGACUGGUAGCACAAAGCAAGGGACAGAGGCAAACUCCGAGAGCAAAGUGGAAGAGCCUGCCUCCCACCUUGACAGUGACUUUUCUCUGACAUCGCAAAGUGAUCAGGCUGGCGGUGGAGACCUUGAAAUCCCCAUGGAGCCAGCUGAAGCAGAAGUCGUCUCCCAAUCCGUUCUCAGGCUUUCCAACUGCAGGACAUACCGCCGGCCCAACAAGGGCAAGCAGUCUUCCCCUUCAGACAACUCUGAUAAGCUAACCGACAGCACAGGCCAGUCAUCGACCAAGACUAACAGUGUGGCCGUCAAACCAGCUAGCACGGGAAGAGGGAGGACUAGAGACUACACAGUGCUGCACCCGUCAUGUCUGUCUGUAUGCAAUGUCACCAUCCAGGACACCAUUGAGCGGAGCAUAGACGAGUUUACCACAGCCACCCCGGCCGAUCUGGGGGAGGCUGGGCGACUGAGGAAGAAAACAGAGAUCGCUGCUGCAGCCAAACCACCCAGAUUCCGGCCCACCCAAAACAAGUCAAAGAAAGCUGCAAAACUGGAGUUUUUUGGGUUUGAUGAAGAGCAUGGAGGCCAAGGAAUUGAGGGAGACCCCACAGCCUCAGGCAGUGCAAAUUACAAAAUCAAAUACUUUGGCUUUGAUGAUGUGAGUGAAAGUGAAAGUGAUGAAGAGGAGGGGUCCCUGGCGUCCGAAAAGAGGAAGGCGAAGAAGAAAAAGGCAGCAGCAGCACCCAGCGCAGCUGCUGCAGCCUCCAUGACUUUGUCCAGCUUGCAGCUCUCCUGCAUGGGGGAGAGUGAUUCUCAAGAUAGCCAGACCAGCACCAAUACAGACAUUCUAGAUUUCCAAGAUGAUUCCUUCCCAACAGUAUCUGAAGUGACAAGGAGGCCAGCGAAUCAACAGUCGGACAAAGCCAAGGAGAGCACCAGGAAGAUUUUCAGUGGUCCCAAGCGAUCUCCCACUAAAGCUGUAUACAACGCCAGACAUUGGAAUCGGCCAGAGCCUGAGGAGCUACCACCUCCCCCGCUGUCGAGAUUUCAUAGUGCUCCGGCCAGUAUAUCGACAAAGGAGACAACUGCCCAUAAAGAUGAUGGGUUAUUUAAGGCUCCCCCACCACCUCCCAGAGUGAUCAAGUCUGUGACAAUGCCCACCCAGCCCUACCAAUACAUUGUUACUGCACUGAAAUGUAGGAAAGAAGACAAAGAGUUAUACACUGUUGUCCAGCAUGUAAAGCACUUUAAUGAUGUGGUGGAGUUUGGAGAAAACCAGGAGUUUACGGAUGAUUUUGAGUACCUACAGACAGGUUUGAAGAGCAGUCAGCCCCUCAACACACGCUGCCUUAGUAUUAUCAGCCUGGCUUCAAAGUGUGCCAUGCCUAGUUUCCGAAUGCACUUAAGAGCCCAUGGGAUGGUAGCUCAGGUCUUCAAAACGCUAAACGAUGCCCCUCAGCACCCGAAUCUGGCAUUGUGUACUGCUUCGCUGAUGUACAUCCUGAGCAGGGACCGGCUGAACAUGGAUCUGGACCGAGCCAGCCUGGACCUGAUGAUUCGACUCCUGGAGCUGGAACAGGACUCCUCUGUAGCGAUUCAACUCAAUGAAAAGGAGAUAAAUAAAGUUAAAGAGAAGAUUCGUAAGCUCUGCGAAACAGUACACAACAAGCAUCUAGAUCUAGAGAACAUUACGUCAGGACAUUUAGCCAUGGAAACACUGUUAUCGUUGACCUCCAAAAGAGCAGGGGACUGGUUCAAAGAGGAGCUGCGGUUACUGGGUGGUCUGGAUCACAUUGUAGAUAAAGUAAAAGAAUGUGUAGAAAACCUGAGCCAUGAGGAUGAUGAAGAGAAUUUGGUUGCUUCCCUUAGGGGAGCUGAGAGGUGUUUACGGGUUCUGGAGAGUGUGACUGUUCACAACCCUGAGAAUCAGAGCUACCUGAUUGCCUACAAAGAUUCCCAACUCAUAGUCUCUUCAGCAAGAGGGCUGUGGCACUGUGAAGAGAUGAUCCAGCGGUAUAACCAUGUAGCCAGUAGCCUGGCUUCUGCAGAUGGCAAAUCCCUACCGCACCGUAGCUCCUCAGGGAAUGUGGGAAAAGCCGUGGAGGACUGCAUGAGAGCCAUCAUCGGAGUCUUACUCAACCUUACCCAUGACAACGAGUGGGGAAGCACAAAGACGGGGGAGCAGGAUUCUUUCAUAAUCACAGCAUUGCACUGUGUACUGCGGGUCCCACAGUACCUUGCUCAGGAACAGAGAUUUGACAUCAGAGUGCUGGGACUUGGCUUGCUGAUCAACCUGGUAGAGUACAGUGCCAGGAACAGGCACUGCCUGGUGGAGAUGCAGAUGGACUGUGAGCCCUUCGAAACGAUCUGCGUUGCAGAGGGAGAGGAGCUCAAAACAGAGGGGUCUAUGAGUGCCAUUGCAGCCUUGGUACAGCUGUUCCUUCAGCGAGAACGUGCUGCCGUUCUGGCAGAGACAGAGACGGACGAUUUCAUUAAUGACGCACCCAAGCCUCAGCUGGACCAGAGCGGGGAGUGGCAGGAGACCAGCGGAGAGAUCCAGUGGGUCGCAUCCGAGAACCAUAUCAAUAGCAAUACAAACGAGAAGGAGAAGAAAGAGGAAGAGGAUGAGGAACUCGACCUGAACAAAGCUCUUCAACAUGCUGGCAAACAUAUGGAGGACUGCAUUGUAGCUUCGUAUACUGCACUGUUACUGGGCUGUCUUUGCCAAGGGAGUCCUAUGAAUGUGACUACUGUGAGGGAAAUUUUACCUAAAGGAGAUUUCUCAAUAAUGACAGAAAUGCUUAAAAAAUUCUUAAAUUUCAUGAACCUUACGUGUGCUGUUGGAACGACAGGACAGAAGUCCAUCUCUCGGGUGAUUGAUUAUUUGGAGCACUGUUAGAGCACUUGGCUUUAGCUGGAUCAUGCAGGACCCGACCAGAGGAGUGCAAUGGGGAAAGAAGCCAAGACAUACAAACACAAACUGGCCCAUUUGUCAGUCAUAAGCAUCUCUUUGCAGCAAACUUAAGCUUUGAUGUCUGUCAGGCUUGCACUCUAUUGUGUGUUUUAUUUUCAUUUGUUUGAUUUUAAACUGGCAAGUACAAUGGUCUGCGUUAAACAGAAACCUGUAUGUGAGGCUGCAGACUUUCUAUUAUAGUUUUUAUAAAAAUAAGUGAGCUGUUCUGGCAAGCUAUAGGCCAUUUAAAGUUAUCUGCUUUCAUGACUCCUAAUCACAUCUGCCUCAAAUAAAUAGUUUUUGGAAAAGCUUAUCUCAAUGUUGCUCUACAAAAAAAAAAAAAAAAAACUGCAGCAGUUUCAGCUAAACUCCCAUUGCUGCUUAGCUGAGGCUAAUUGUGGAUCAUUGCUAGAUUAGCACGGUCUCAAAAACUUUUGUUUAUUUGUCACAGCAUGAAUUAUAAUUUGGUUAAUUUUAAGGGGGAAAUGCAGGGGUAAAAUACCAAAUAAUUUGACAUGGGGGGGGUGGGGUGGGGGGGUUCACUGAAGUGCCUAAGUAUACUGUGUCUCAGCUAGUUUGGCAAAUUUGACAUCUAACGAAAUUGUUGCCAAAGGCAGAAAGAGGAAAGCUUACAGCCGAACUGUACCAAAGCCAUUUGCUUACUUGGUAUUACAGUUCCUUUUUUUUAACCCCAAACCAUUUAAAUUAAGCCAUUAUAUUAUCUAGAAUGUUUAUACAAAUAUAACUAGCUUUCUCUACUUUCAGUGGGUGUGAGGGGGCCAAAAAUAGAUUUUGCUCUCCAGGUGCAGUUGUUUUGUAUUGACUUGUAAAAUGGCAUAUUUCAGUAGUUAUGGUUCAACAUGCAGCUAACAGCAGUGGUAGGUGUUGACCCACUGAAAGGAUUUUCAGUUGCUUUGGUGGAACAAUAAAGCAGUUGAUCUAUCAGACCGUCGCAUUGAUUGGAGUUCUUUCUUGGCAGAUAGGGUUUCAUUAUAUGGAAUACAUUUGUCACAACAUGGCUAUUCCAAUUAAGUUCUUUGUUCCAACCAUGUCCAUCAUUUUUAAACCUUGGUCAGUCAUAAGACAGUAAUGAAAGGAACCAACGUAAAGAUGCACAGUAUCUUAAGCAAGUCUGCGACUCCCGUCACUUAAGAGGUUGAAUAGUAAGUAUUUGUUCAUGAAAUAUAUAGUAGUACAGCUGGCAGUAUUUUUUCCAGUUUUAAAUUUUGUUGGUAAAACCCAUAUACCCUGGUUUAAAGGAAAAGGUCUCUUAAUUAUAGUUUCCAUCAAUGCAGAGUGGUAUGUUCACAGGGGUGUUGUAAAUUGGUUAAGAACUUGGUUUUAAAUUAAAUAAGAAAAGAAACACAGCAGGACUGUAAACCUUGUUUUAUGAACAUGCCUAUUUUAAUAAAGCACUUAGAGUUCAAGGGAUUGCAUUGAUUCUGUCCCAAUUUUAUUUUUUUCUUUUUAAUUGAAACUAAAUAAUUUAUCCGGAUGGUUCAGAUAUUGGGGAGCUUAUCCCAAAAUUGUUACAAUUAGAAUAGAGCUAAUGUCAAGAGUUACUAGUUCUUGACUUGGUCAUGCUUUUAUAAACCCAAGUAAUUCUAUAGAGAACUGUGUUGUGCAAAACUAUAAUUUAAUCCCCCCCCCCCCAUAUAAUGUCUUUUCAUAUAUCCACAUAGAAUUAUUUAUCCCCACUCUCCCCCAGCAAAUGUAAAAUGUUUUUCAUAUUCUGCUAUACCUUAAAAUAGGAGCACGGUAAAGUUGUUAGCAUGGUUAGUUGAGUUUAGAAAAAUGCAAAUCUCAAAUUCUCUAUUAAAUCUGUUUUCAGAUACUGCAUAUCCUAGCAUGUUCAUUUGUUGUAUUCAUGAGCUACUGGUUUUCAGAUUGGUGUGUGUUCUGGGGGAUGGGAAGAGGGUUAAAAUGUACUGGAUCUGGAGUGAGCAGAUGUGGCUUUGUUUUUGUGUUUUCCCCCUCCCUACUGUAUGUUUAACUUGCAUUGUUUUUACAAUGCCAAGGUAUAAAGAAUAAUUUUAUUUGACUUUCUUAUUAACUAGAAACCCUUUUAAGCUGUUAAACCUCUUGUAUUUAAGCAAUGCAAAUUUUGUUUGAAAAACAAAAAAUUCCAGCCAAGGUCAUUUUUUAUUUUUUUUUUAUUUUUUUGCAGUCAUUACUUUUGUUACAUUUUGCAAAGUAUACAAGAGGUCUAUUUGCAAUUCUAAAUAAAAUAAAAACCUUUGUAAAUAGUUCUGUAAAUAUUGACUAUUGGAAAUUAGAAUGGUAGACUACUUUUCUGAAUCCAAUCCUAUUUUUUAUUUUAUACCGUAUUUCUCAGUUGUGUUCUUUUGAAGUAAAACAAAAAAAAGCCAACUGCAGGAUAAAAAAAGUCCAAGUUUGUACCAGUUUCAAGAAUUGUCUUUGGUUACCUGUAAAUACUUUUAACUCCAAUAAAAAUUGCUACUUUCAGUACA
Acipenser ruthenus (sterlet) is the source of this 6549-nucleotide messenger RNA. RefSeq names its product wings apart-like protein homolog. Gene Ontology annotation, biological process: regulation of chromosome condensation. NCBI's taxonomy places the organism in Eukaryota, Metazoa, Chordata, Actinopteri, Acipenseriformes, Acipenseridae. The transcript is spliced from 20 exons. The coding region runs from base 425 to 4024 and encodes 1199 amino acids. The record is from RefSeq and is a predicted model, not a curated record.